Molecule: messenger RNA, 2707 nt
Organism: Papaver somniferum (opium poppy)
Lineage: Eukaryota; Viridiplantae; Streptophyta; Magnoliopsida; Ranunculales; Papaveraceae
Product: DNA gyrase subunit B, chloroplastic/mitochondrial-like
Exons: 21
Coding region: 136-2331 (731 amino acids)
Biological process (GO): DNA topological change
Cellular component (GO): chromosome
Molecular function (GO): DNA topoisomerase type II (double strand cut, ATP-hydrolyzing) activity; DNA binding; ATP binding
Source: RefSeq, a predicted model, not a curated record
AUACGUGUCUCUUACUCGUAUGUCUGAACUCUGAAGAAGGGUUUUAGAGGGAAGGGAGUAUUGGAUAGUGAAAGGUUUAUCUGCUCAAAAUUAAGAAAACAAACACCAUCAGAGGAAAGUGAAACCCUAGUUCUGAUGGUGCUCCUGAAGCCUCGUCCCUUCGCUAUUCGAUUUCUCAUCUCUGCUUCUCUACGUUCUCGGUGUCGUUCUCUUUCAUCAUCUUCCUCGGUAUUCUGCAAUGUCUCUCGUUCACCACUCUUAUCUAAAAACAGGGCGAGUUUAUGUACGGGAGGAGUGGGUUCAAGUGGGUUUUUGGUGAGAAAUGCUGCUGUUUCUACUAGAGCUUUUAUGUCUACGCCCACAGCUGCAGAAGCAGUACACGAGAGUUCAGGUUCCAAAGCUUAUGGUUCCGAACAGAUUCAGGUAUUGGAAGGCUUAGACCCCGUCCGGAAAAGACCAGGAAUGUACAUAGGAAGCACCGGGCUACGCGGAUUGCACCAUUUGGUUUAUGAAAUAUUAGACAAUGGUGUAGAUGAAGCUCAGGCGGGAUUUGCAUCCAGGAUAGAUGUUGUCUUACUAGCAGAUAAUUCUGUGAGCAUCACUGACAAUGGUCGUGGGAUACCAACAGACUUUCAUCCAGCCACCAAGAAAUCUGCAUUAGAGACUGUUUUGACGGUGUUACAUGCAGGGGGGAAAUUUGGCGGUGCAAGUAGUGGCUACAGCGUAUCAGGGGGGUUACAUGGAGUGGGCUUAUCGGUUGUUAAUGCAUUAUCUGAGGCAUUAGAAGUUACUGUAUGGCGAGAUGGUAUGGAAUACAAGCAAACCUACUCUCGUGGAAAGCCAGUGACUUCUCUAUCCUGUCAUGAACUCCCUGCUGAAAUGGGUGCUCGUCAAGGAACAUGCAUCAGAUUUUGGCCUGAUAAAGAAGUUUUUACGACUUCAAUUGAGUUUGAUUACAAAACAAUAGCUAGCAGAGUAAGGGAGCUUGCUUUUCUUAACCCCGAGCUAACAAUUGCUUUGCGGAAGGAGGAUAUAGAUCCAGAGAAGGCAGAACACAAUGAGUACUGCUAUGCUGGUGGAUUGAUUGAGUAUGUUAAAUGGCUGAACACCGACAAGAACCCGCUCCAUGAAACUGUCGGAUUCAGAAAACAGAUAGAUGGGAUCACUAUUGACGUUGCCCUUGAAUGGUGUUCAGAUGGAUAUUCAGAUACAUUGCUGGGAUAUGCUAAUAGCAUACGGACAGUUGAUGGAGGUACUCAUAUUGAAGGCGUGAAGGCUGCAAUAACAAAAACUCUUAAUAAUCUGGCAAAGACGUCAAAAGUCAUCAAGGAGAAAGAUAUCAGUUUAAGUGGCGAACAUGUGAGGGAGGGAUUAACAUGUGUGGUCUCUGUCAAAGUCCCAAAUCCGGAGUUCGAAGGACAAACUAAGACGAGGUUGGGAAAUCCAGAGGUUCGAAAAGUGGUUGACCAAUCUGUGCAGGAGUAUCUUUCAGAGUACUUAGAGCUGCAUCCUGACGUACUAGAUUCUAUACUCUCCAAAUCUCUAAAUGCUCUCAAGGCAGCUUUGGCGGCUAAGAGAGCACGGGAAUUGGUGAGGCAAAAGAGCGUCCUGAAGUCAUCUUCUCUUCCUGGGAAAUUAGCUGAUUGCUCAGCUACUGAUCCUGCAGAAGCUGAAAUAUUUAUCGUUGAAGGGGAUUCAGCUGGUGGUAGUGCAAAACAAGGCCGUGACAGGCGAUUUCAGGCUAUUCUUCCCUUGAGGGGUAAAAUUCUAAACAUUGAGCGGAAGGACGAGGCAGCUAUGUACAAGAAUCAAGAAAUUCAAAAUCUGAUUCUUGGGCUUGGACUUGGAGUGAAGGGAGAGGAUUUUAAAAAAGAGGCCCUCCGGUACCAUAAAAUCAUUAUUCUGACUGAUGCUGAUGUUGAUGGUGCACACAUCCGAACUCUUUUAUUGACAUUCUUCUACAGAUACCAGAAAGCGCUAUUUGACGAAGGUUGCAUUUAUGUGGGCGUUCCACCACUAUAUAAGGUCGAACGGGGUAAGCAAGCACAUUAUUGCUAUGAUAAAGAAGAGCUUGAGCGUAUUCAGAGUACUUUCCCCUCAAAUGCUUCUUAUAACAUCCAAAGGUUCAAAGGUUUGGGUGAGAUGAUGCCUCUACAACUAUGGGAAACCACAAUGGAUCCUGAAAGAAGGGUACUGAAGCGAAUGGUGGUUGAAGAUGCUGCUGAAGCCAAUAUGGUGUUUUCCUCUCUCAUGGGCGCCUCGGUGGAUGUGCGAAAGCAGCUUAUUCAAGAUUCUGCACGCAAGAUCAAGUUAGACGAUCUCGACAUUUAAAGAUUAAAUUUUAUCAGUGAUGUACAUGCAGCUAUCGUAUAUAAAGUUCGGUUCUCAGAUUAAAGAUGAUCAGUGCAGCCGGAAAUCAUUUUGAUCUUUUACAAGUAUAUUUCUCGUGGAGAGGAACUCUUUUCAUUCCAACCAGCUAAAUCUUUUGAUCUAUCAAUAUGCUUGAUGCCGUCAAUCUUUUGAUCUUUUGAAUGUUUUUGUGAUACUGGGUAUCAACUCGGUUGUUUUGGGGUUCUUCUCAAAAGACGUAUUCUGCUUCUUUAACGAGGGAAAUAUGUAUCAUAGACAGAUGCUGAUCUUCAGUAAUAUAAUGUAAUAGAUUUUGUCUUUUAUAGUUCUACUAAUCAGUUGGUGAGAAUUUGAUAAA